Messenger RNA from Prorocentrum cordatum, 1463 nucleotides. NCBI's taxonomy places the organism in Eukaryota, Dinophyceae, Prorocentrales, Prorocentraceae. The record is from the annotation of a GenBank genome assembly.
UUCUGGCUCAGGCCUCAGAGGAUGAGCAACGCCACUUCCAGGUCACACAACGGAGCAAGCGUCUAAACUAUAAUGUCGGCCAUGCCUCCUCUGGAGCCUUUAUGUGGCCGGUGCUUCAAAGCGGCAGGAGACUUAAAUCUUCCUGCCUUGCAGCGAUGUGGUGGGUGCAAGGCUGCCUUUUACUGUUGCCAGGAGCAUCAGAAAGAGGAUUGGUCCAAGCACAGGGUGGUGUGCAGACGUCUUCAGCAACAUCCAGGAAAAGGCGGUAUUGCCGAUUCUCCGUUGCGAUGUUUUAACAUUGUCAGGAUUCAUCCCAAUGUGAGAAGGGGGAACUUCUCAUGUGGCGACACAUCACCAAUGGACAACGUCAAGUUUGGCGACCGCACGUCAGCUUUGAAGUACCUGAGGGAGAUGGGCUUCCAGAAGCUGAUCACGCAGAAGGAAACACCUUUCAUUCAACUCAUGGGCUUUGAGGUCGAUCUUUACGGUAAGCUUGGAAACGAUGCCGACCAUGAGAUGAAUGGCGCUUGCAUAUACCUGACGAUUGCGUUAACAGACGGUUUGAGCCCGUACGUCUGGCACGAACCAAAAGGUAUCUUCUUCGCUGUGCCUGCAGAGGCGAGUACAAAGGUCUUAACGUGUGACUGUCUCUGGGGAAUGCGCCAAGUCAUUCUGGAGGUGCUGGAUGAUGACUACGAUGUUCAGAUUGCACGUCAGUUGUGCCAGAAGUUCAAGGACUGUCUUUGGAUUCCAAAGGACGGCAAUCCAAGAGGCUUCAAGUUCUUUGGCGCGCAUCCUGAAGAUUGUGUCAGUGGUGAUACUGAGACUGUUGGCAUUUUCGGGGACAGCGCUCGACCCAUAAUCCCCGCAGACAAGUUGAACAUGUUUGAGAAGGAUGCUUCCGAGUGGGCGCAGAGGCAUGUAUCGUCGAUGAGGGAGCUCCGGGACAACGAUCUUGAUGCCCAAGACGAAAUCCAAAUGGAGAGUGCGGUAGUCGCUGAUUUCAUCGAGGAACACUUCUCAAAGUUGCCUUCGGAGGAAGCAGUGCGAGCUUAUCUUGAACAGGCAAUGCCAGACAGUUGCAGCCCUUACUACCACGACCAGGCGCAGAGGCUCUUGCAGGCUGGCGCACUGCCCUGUGAGAAGGAAGAAGAGCGCUGCCAGCAGAUUCGUAAAGUCGGCUACGAGUUGAACUACCUCGGGGGCAUGGAGGCAAUGCGUGUUGCGUAUUACGCAGUCCACCACGUCCUCUGCUCACAGGAUUUCCUUGGUGUUCACAUCCACUCCCAGGGCGACUGGACAAUAUUGGCUUGCUGGAACUCCGAGAUUGAACGUUUGUGGGACGGCAUUGGAGAUUGGUGUCCAUAAACAGAGGCUGAGUGAUCCAGUUGUGUUGACCUUGAAGCGCCCGGGCGCGUUGGUGUUGCGCUGGUGCAGUGUCCGCAUCAUGUGAAAGAGCCCCA